Messenger RNA from Sceloporus undulatus (fence lizard), 692 nucleotides. It is a transcript of the gene LAMTOR5, whose product is annotated as late endosomal/lysosomal adaptor, MAPK and MTOR activator 5. The coding region runs from base 121 to 396 and encodes 91 amino acids. The transcript has 4 exons. Gene Ontology annotation, molecular function: guanyl-nucleotide exchange factor activity. Gene Ontology annotation, biological process: cellular response to amino acid stimulus; positive regulation of TORC1 signaling. The record is from RefSeq and is a predicted model, not a curated record. Gene Ontology annotation, cellular component: lysosome; Ragulator complex; cytoplasm. NCBI's taxonomy places the organism in Eukaryota, Metazoa, Chordata, Lepidosauria, Squamata, Phrynosomatidae.
GUGCGCGUUCGGCCUCGAAGAAUUAAGAGCCAAGUGAGCUGCCGUCCUCCUCCUCCUCCUCCUCGGUCACGUGAGCGCGGGUCAGCUGACUUUGCGGAAGAGGCUUCAGCGGGCGGCAAAAUGGAGGGAGCCCUGGAGCAUCACUUAGAAGAUACGAUGAAGAAUCCCUCCAUCGCAGGAGUCCUCUGCACCGACUCCCAGGGGCUCAAUCUGGGCUGUCGUGGCACCCUCUCAGAUGAACAUGCAGGGGUGAUAUCUGUUCUAGCCCAGCAGGCAGCCAAAUUAACAAAUGAUCCAACAGAUAUUCCUGUAGUGUGUCUUGAGUCAGACACUGGAAAUAUCAUGAUCCAGAAGCAUGAUGGCAUCACAGUGGCAGUACACAAAAUGGCUUCUUAACCUGAACAUUCAGAACACUCAUUGUUCUUCAGCAACUCACCUGUGUGGAACACAUUUUUGCAGAUUACAAGGGAUUGGCUAUUCAGUGUCACUUGGCUGGAUCAGACUGUAAAUAUUCUCCUUGCAUAAGUUGGUCAAGAAACUUCUGAACUUCUGCCAUUUCGUACUGUCACAAGUGGAAAUUGUUUAUGUUUUGUAGCUGGAGGCAGCAUAUUGACAGAUUGUCCAGUUACCAACCCCACCUCCUAAUUAAUUAAUAAAUAAAAAUGCUGCUUUCCCUGGGCAGUGUGACUAAA